Messenger RNA from Musa acuminata AAA Group (dessert banana), 1877 nucleotides. Its product is annotated as transcription initiation factor TFIID subunit 6-like. Gene Ontology annotation, cellular component: SAGA complex; transcription factor TFIID complex; SLIK (SAGA-like) complex. Bases 86 to 1651 code for a protein of 521 amino acids. Lineage: Eukaryota; Viridiplantae; Streptophyta; Magnoliopsida; Zingiberales; Musaceae. Gene Ontology annotation, molecular function: transcription coactivator activity; RNA polymerase II general transcription initiation factor activity; protein heterodimerization activity. The transcript has 12 exons. Gene Ontology annotation, biological process: RNA polymerase II preinitiation complex assembly; transcription initiation at RNA polymerase II promoter. The record is from RefSeq and is a predicted model, not a curated record.
AGCGCAACCCGAGUCCUUUCUCGGGGUCGAACACCUCGCUUGCGUCGAAGGAGACGCCGAGAAGAGGCAGAUAAGAGAGGAGGCAAUGAGUAUAGUUCCGAAGGAGACGAUCGCGGUGAUUGCGCAAAGCAUCGGCAUCGCCAACCUCUCCUCCGAUGUUGCCCUCGCCCUCGCCCCCGACGUCGAAUACCGCCUCCGUGAGAUCAUGCAGGAGGCGAUCAAGUGCAUGCGCCACUCAAAGAGGACAGUCUUGACGGCGGAGGAUGUGAACAGCGCGCUUAGUCUGAGGAACGUCGAGCCUAUUUAUGGAUUUGCAUCUGGGGAUCCUUUGCGGUUCAAAAGGGCUGUAGGGCACAAGGAUCUUUUCUAUAUUGAUGACAGAGAUGUAGAUUUCAAGGAGGUCAUUGAUGCACCCUUACCCAAAGCACCACUUGAUACUGCUGUUGUGGCUCACUGGCUUGCUAUUGAAGGGGUCCAACCUGCGAUUCCAGAAAAUGCUCCCGUUGAAGCAAUUGUAGCCCCGUCAGAAAACAAAAAGUCUGAGAACAACAAGGAAGACGGGCUUCUUGUUGAUCUUAAACUUCCUGUUAAGCACGUACUAUCUAGAGAACUCCAGCUCUACUUUGACAAAAUCACUGAGCUUACAGUGACUAGGCCUGAGUCCAUCCUUUGCAAAGAAGCAUUAGUGAGUUUAGCAGUGGAUUCAGGAAUUCAUCCAUUAGUUCCAUACUUUUCAUACUUCAUUGCAGACGAGGUUGCCCGAAGCUUAAAUGAUCUUCCUAUCUUGUUUGCUUUAAUGCGUGUGGUCCGGAGCCUUCUCCAAAAUCCACACAUUCACAUAGAGCCAUAUUUACAUCAGCUGAUGCCAUCGAUUAUAACAUGUGUUGUUGCCAAAAGGUUGGGGAGUAAAAUAACAGAUAAUCACUGGGAACUGAGAGACUUCUCAGCAAAUCUAGCUGCAUCAGUAUGCAAAAGAUAUGGUCAUGUGUAUCACAAUCUGCAGUCCCGGUUGACAAAAACGCUGAUCAAUGCUUUUCUGGAUCCAUCUAAAGCACUGACACAACAUUAUGGUGCCAUUCAAGGGCUUGCUGCAUUGGGAACUAGUGUGGUACGUCUGCUAGUUCUGCCUAACCUUGAGCCAUACCUGCAACUUCUACAUCCAGAGAUGCAACUGGAAAAGCAGAAGAAUGAGAUGAAAAGAAAAGAAGCUUGGCGAGUAUAUGGUGCCUUACUGCGUGCUGCAGGUAAAUGUUUGUAUGACCGGCUCAAGUUGUUCCCAGGUUUGUUAUCUCCUCCAAGACAUCCAGGUUGGAGGAUUAAUGGGAGAGUUGCAACUAGCCAUUCCAACAAGCGCAUGUCAAGCACCAACCUCUCAUCGCAGCAGCCACCAUUCAAGAAGGUUGCAGCUGAUGAACCUACAGGUGCAAUGCAACCCAUUGCCAUGACAGCCAACCUGCAGGGUGCACCGGAUGGAUUCCCUACACGGUCAUCUGGAAAGGGUGGCAGCGUGGCGCCGAAGGGAUCUGCUGUCUUGGCCCAGGCUUGGAAAGAGGAUCUGGAAGCGGGACGUCUUUUGGCAUCUCUAUUUCAGUUGUUUGGUGAAGGUGUAUUCUCAUUCAUUCAGCCAGUAGAGAUGUCUUUCUUUAUCUAGCCAGCAGUGGUGAGUCACAACGGGAGAGGUGUAUUCUCAUUCAUUCAGCCAGUAUAGAUGUCUUUCUUUAUCUAGCCUGCAGUGGUGAGGCACACCGGGAGAGUCUCCCGACAAGCUAAGGGAUGGUGGUGUAACUGAACCUUCUUAUCUUUGAAUGGUGUAAACAUAUUGACAUGGAAAUAGCUUUGCCACCCUUAAUAGAAGAUGAAAGUUGGGUUGCUUAUUA